Molecule: messenger RNA, 4077 nt
Organism: Ceratitis capitata (Mediterranean fruit fly)
Lineage: Eukaryota; Metazoa; Arthropoda; Insecta; Diptera; Tephritidae
Product: neural cell adhesion molecule 1
Exons: 7
Biological process (GO): cell-cell adhesion
Cellular component (GO): cell-cell junction
Molecular function (GO): cell adhesion molecule binding
Source: RefSeq, a predicted model, not a curated record
AUGAACACAGAUGAAGAAGCAGCUACCGGUAGUAGUGGAAACUCCUCUCUAAUGCAAAUGAUAUCGCUGAUAACACUUCAAACGACUGGAAAAGCUCAUAGAAUGAAAGCCACUGCUGAGCAGUCGCCUGGAAAAAUAGUCGCGAAGAAACAGCAUCACAUACUAAAUUUUUUUAUACUCCUACUCAUUCUAUCUCUCCAUCUCUCUUGCUCUUUCUAUUCCUCUUGCAGAGUGGAUUUUCGUCCAGGUCGUGGGAUUUAUGAUUUGCAAAUAAAAAACACCUCAUACAAUCGCGAUAAUGGCCGUUUCGAGUGUCGGAUCAAGGCCAAAGGCACAGGUGCCGAUGUGCAUCAGGAAUUUUACAAUUUGACAGUUUUGACGCCACCGCAUCCGCCGAUGAUAACGCCCGGCAACAUUGCCAUUGCUACUGAGGAUAAGCCAUUGGAGUUGACUUGUAGUAGUGUGGGUGGUUCACCGGAUCCAACAAUAACUUGGUUUCGCGAAGGCAGCAGUGUACCGUUACAAUCGUAUAUACUAAAAGGCGGCUCCAAGAAUCAUUACACCAAUGCAACAUUACAAAUAUUGCCAAGACGGGCGGACGAUGGCGCCAAAUAUAAAUGCGUCGUUUGGAAUCGUGCCAUCUCCGAGGGUCAUAAGCUGGAGACAACUGUCACGCUGAAUGUGAACUUUUACCCACGCGUCGAGGUCGGACCACAAAACCCACUCCGAGUCGAGCGGGAUCACAUUGCCAAGCUGGAGUGCAACGUCGAUGCGAAACCCAAAGUUUCCAACGUGCGUUGGUCCCGAAAUGGUCAAUAUGUUAGCGCGACACAAAUGCACACCAUCUACCGCGUAGGUCGACAUCAUGCGGGAAAAUAUACUUGCACCGCAGACAAUGGACUCGGCAAGUCGGGCGAAAAGGAUAUAAUAUUGGAUGUGCUCUUCCCACCGCUUGUUGUGAUCGAGUCGAAAACGCAUGAGGCUGAAGAAGGCGAAACCGUCUUGGUACGUUGUAAUGUUACAUCAAAUCCGCCACCCAUUACCAUCGAGUGGCUCAAGGAGGGUGCGCCUGAUUUCCGCUUCAACGGUGAGCUGCUCACCUUGGUCUCCGUGCGCGCUGAGCAUGCCGGCAAUUAUAUCUGCCGCGCCGUUAAUCUCAUGAAUCCGUACAAUUCGAAACGCUUAGAAGGCGUUGGAAAUUCCACAGUGGCGCUGCUGGUACGUCAUCGGCCCGGUCAGGCGUAUAUAACACCAAACAAGCCAAUAGUGCAUGUGGGUAAUGGUGUAACACUUAGUUGCUCGGCCAGUCCACCUGGUUGGCCAGUGCCACAAUAUCGCUGGUUCCGCGAUGUGGAUGGGGAGUUCAGUAAUACGCAAAAAAUCUUGGCGCAGGGACCACAGUACUCCAUACCCAAGGCUCAUCUCGGUAGCGAGGGCAAGUAUCAUUGCCAUGCGGUGAAUGAGUUGGGUAUUGGCAAGAUGGCGACCAUAAUACUCGAGGUGCAUCAGCCGCCGCAGUUUCUGGCCAAAUUGCAACAACAUAUGACACGACGUGUUGGCGAUGUGGAUUACGCAGUCACUUGCAGCGCCAAGGGUAAGCCCACGCCCAUCAUACGUUGGAUCAAAGAUGGCACUGAAAUAUUGCCCGGCCGUAAGAUGUACGAUAUACGCACCACACCCACCGAAGGGCAGGGUGGCGUGGUCACUGUGCAGAGUAUACUGAAGUUCCGCGGCAAGGGCAGACCAAACGGCAACCAGCUGGUGCCGGGUGAUCGCGGUCUGUACACGUGCCUUUACGAGAACGAAGUGAACUCGGCCAACUCGAGCAUGCAUUUGCGCAUCGAGCACGAACCGAUUGUAUUGCAUCAGUACAAUAAAGUGGCUUACGAUUUGCGCGAGACGGCCGAGGUAAUGUGCAAAGUGCAAGCGUAUCCGAAACCCGAAUUCCAAUGGCAAUUCGCCAAUAAUCCCUCACCACUCACCAUGUCCUCCGAUGGCCAUUACGAGAUUGCCAUACGCACGGAUAAUAAUGACGUCUACACCUCGAUACUCCGCAUAGAUCGCAUCUCACACCCAGACUAUGGCGAUUACACAUGCCGCGCUGUCAAUCCACUCGAUACGAUACGCACGCAGAUUAAGCUACAGCCCAAGGGUGCACCGGAGCGGCCCGCUGCGCUGAAGGUAAUGGAAAUAUCCCACAACUAUGUGAUACUCAGUUGGAUACCGGGCUUCAACGGUGGCAUGUCGAGCACAAAAUUCCUCGUCACUUAUCGACGCGUGGCCACACCACGCGAGCAAACUCUCUCCGAUUGCGCGACACACACCUACACCACCUCCAUUGUGAGUAGUCUAGGCGGCAGCAGCAGCAGCAGCAGUAGUGCUAGCGCUAUUGGUGGUAUGAGCGGCUCCGUCGAUUGGUUAGAAUUUGAUUGCUAUCGUGAUAAUCCCUGUAAGGUGAUGCCUUUGGAUCAGUAUCAAAGCUACAUGUUCAGAGUGUAUGCGCUCAAUUCCAAAGGCAGCUCCGGCUACUCCAACGAGGCUUUAGCCACCACAAAAGUGAGUAAAAUUCCACCACCACUUCACGUCACCUACGAUCCGAACUCGCAUGUUUUGGGCAUCAAUGUGGCGGCGACAUGUCUGUCAUUAAUUGCAGUUGUCGAAUCGUUGGUGAAUCGCGAAACGCCAAUGGCCACAUGGGAAAUUGUGGAUACGGUUACGCUGCUGCCGUCCGGCACAGAAGCCACAUUCAAAGAGGCCGUAAUUAAUCACAUUCCGCAAACGACGCAUUACAGUGCGUCGGGUCGCACAUUGGGACAUGCAGAGGAUAUAACGUUGGCGCUGGCAGAGACGGCACAGGGGCCGACGGUGCGCGUGAAAUUGUGCCUGCGUACGAAUCACGACCAUUGUGGGCAGUAUGCGAAUGCAGAAAUUGGCAAAUCAUACAUGCCCGAGACGUCAACGCUAACGACAUCCGCCGUAAUAGCCAUAAUCGUCUCAUCCAUCGCAUUCCUACUACUCGUCGGCCUCUUAUUACUCUUUUGUCACUGCCGACGGGUGGCGUCCAAGAAGAAUAAGGCUAACGCCAACAGUUCACCAGCCAAAGAAUACGAUCUCGACUCGGGUCGUCCGUCGAUUGUGGCGCAAACAAAUCAGGCGCCACCACCCUAUUAUCCCACCGGUAGUUUGGAUAGCAAAUCACUAGAUUCGCAUGCCAUGGAACUAACACUCACAGCUGUGCAGGAUAGCGAUGAGCAGCUGCAUCAGCAACAGCUACAACAACAGCAGCAACAGCAACAGAAAUCCACGGCCGCCUCUGUGGCGGGCAUGACAGUGUAUGGCUCGCAGAAUGGUUAUGGUUAUCAUGUCUCAUCAGCGCUUGGCGGCGGUGGUGGUGGCAAUGAUGUGGAUAGCUACCAAGUGACGCCAAUAGCGCACUCGACCAUCUCGGGUCGCAGCGAGUGGUCUACAGGCCUACAUUAUCCAUCAGCUGAAAAUAAUUACUCUACCAAUUCGAAUAGCAUCUGCAGCAGUCUAGCCAGCGCACAGGAUACGCUGUGGCGUGUGAAAAUGGCUGCCGCACAACAGCAACACUCCGCGGCGGCGGCGGCGGCAGCAGCUGGUGCACCAAUCUAUAUCGAACAACCAUCUGCCGGUUCGAUAACGUACGGCUCUUGUCUGGAUCCGCUGACGCAAUGCGUCGUCGACUAUGUCGGAUAUACGGUGCCACCACCGCCGCACAUAACACAAGCAUCUGCGGCAGCGACCUCGACGGCGGUGGCAACGACGUCGUCAACAGCUGGCAUUUGUGGUAGUCCACAUGAUUUUUCAAGUACCAACAGCGAAUGCCAAAGUUCGUCUACACCAACGGUAGUAACAACAACAGCAACAGCAGUCAAUGGUAGUUUGAGUGUUGUGAGCCAACAUUCGACGUUGGGACGCGAUGGGAGUAGUCAACAAAACCAGCAGCAGCAGCAGCAGCGGCGAGAAUUUGUGGAGGAGCUGCAGCAACAGUUACAUGAGCAACAGCAGCAACAACAACAGCUGUAUCAGCAUCAGCUGCUGCAGCAGCAACAGCAA